ACUCGUCUAUGCAUAGGCUUUGAUCCAACAGGACUUGAACGCGCUGCGAAGGCUGCACGUGAGAUCGAUGCUUCGCCAAAUGCAAAGGUGACAAAACAGCUCGAACAUGGGACACGGCAGUCUGCAUACGAGAUGCAAGCGCGGAAAUUUGAGAUGGCCCGCGUGAAGGAUGAGGGUGAUGAGGCACGGCAGACGCUGGUGGCACAAACGGAACAUGCAAAUCGCCAAGCAAAAUAUGCUGACAACCUCGAACGUCAGCGGUACGCAGAACAACUCAACUCGCAACGCGAUGCACGCGAAGCUGAACUGCGAAGGCUGGAAGCCGCUGCACUCCGUCAAGAAACCCUCCGGCGUGAGACACUUCGCUACGAAGCAGAACUGAGGUGCGAGACAGAACUGAAGCGCGCAGAAGCCGAGGCGCGGCUUAAGACCAAAUCAGAACGUGAAAAUCAUGAUCUAACUCUCGAGCGCAUGCACGCGGAGAUGAAGGAAAAACGUGAGACGCUCCUCCUAUCAAUUUCUGCUGGCUUUUCAUCUCUUGGUGAGGGUGCUAGAUUGUUCCUUGGCGACCAACACCAGAUGGGGAAUGCUGUCGUCAUGAUAACAAGCCUCGCAAUCGGCGUGUAUAGUGCACGGGUCGCUGCAUCUGUGGCGGGAAAUCAUCUAGCCAAACUUCUCGGGAAGCCCAACCUGGUUCGUGAAACAUCCCGGAAGACACCAUUGCAAUUGUUGUCACGGCCAAGUACCAUGGCCUUUGAUUCACUUGACCGCGUGAUUCUCGAUGCUAAUCUAGAAACGAGGCUUAGUCGCAUCGCUGAUUCGACCAAAUACACCAAGAUCAACGGCGCAUAUUUUCGUCACGUCCUCCUGCAUGGCCCCCCUGGCACCGGCAAGACCAUGUUCGCCAAACGGCUCGCAGUACAUUCUGGGCUCGACUACGCAAUUCUCACAGGUGGUGAUAUUGCACCACUCGGACGCGAUGCAGUGACUGAGAUUCAUAAACUUUUUGAUUGGGCGCGGCAAUCUCGGCGGGGACUUCUCCUCUUCAUUGAUGAGGCCGAUGCCUUCCUACGAAAACGUGCGACGGAGACCAUCUCUGAAGACCUUCGCAAUGCGUUCAACGCCUUUCUAUACCGCACCGGAGAGCCGUCACGCGACUUUAUGCUUGUGUAUGCUUCUAAUGCCCCCGAGGAAUUUGAUUGGGCCGUCAAUGAUCGUAUUGAUGAGAUCGUGGAAUUUACCAUACCAACAGCGACAGAACGCGAACGCAUGCUCGCACAGUACAUCAACGAUUACAUGUGUAGCACCGACGAUCCACGCAUUGUCGUAGAUGGUGUUAGCGACAGCCAUCUUAAGGCUGCUGUAGCAGCAACAGAAGGGUUUUCAGGAAGAGAAAUUCACAAACUUGUGGUAGCCUGGCAGGCUGCAGUAUUUGGCUCAGAGAAUGCCGUGUUUACUCCUUCAAUAAUGCAUGAUGUCCUCGACACUCACGUGGUUCAACGUAAUCUGAAACAAACAUGGUCAGUCUAG
Molecule: messenger RNA, 1530 nt
Organism: Aureococcus anophagefferens
Lineage: Eukaryota; Pelagophyceae; Pelagomonadales; Pelagomonadaceae
Exons: 4
Biological process (GO): mitochondrion organization
Cellular component (GO): mitochondrion
Molecular function (GO): zinc ion binding; ATP binding; ATP hydrolysis activity
Source: RefSeq, a predicted model, not a curated record